AUGUCGACUGUAGGUAAAGUGAUCAAAUGCCAGGCGGCGGUUGCCUGGGAGGCCGGGAAACCGCUUUCCAUUGAAGAAAUUGAGGUUGAUCCGCCCAAAGCUGGUGAAGUGCGCGUUAAGAUAUUAGCGACCGGCGUCUGUCAUACCGAUGCGUACACUCUCUCUGGUAAAGAUCCCGAAGGCGUUUUUCCCGUCGUCCUCGGCCACGAAGGCGGCGGCGUCGUUGAAAGCGUCGGAGAAGGAGUCACAUCAGUGAAACCCGGUGAUCACGUUAUUCCUUUGUAUGUUCCACAAUGCAACACAUGCAAAUUUUGCUUGAAUCCUAAAACAAACCUUUGCCAGAAGGUGCGAACAACCCAAGGACAAGGAGUCAUGCCUGAUGGUACCAGGAGAUUCCGCUGCAAGGGCAAGGAGUUGUAUCAUUUCAUGGGAUGUUCAACAUUUAGUGAAUACACAGUUGUUCUAGAAAUUUCCUUAUGCAAAGUUGAUGAAUCUGCACCACUGGAUAAAGUGUGUCUGCUUGGCUGCGGUGUACCUACCGGUUACGGAGCAGCCCUGAACACCGCAAAGGUGGAACCCGGGUCCAGUUGUGCUAUAUUUGGUCUUGGCGCUGUUGGAUUGGCUGUUGCUUUAGGCUGCAAAGCGGCAGGCGCAAAACGUAUUAUUGGUGUAGACAUCAACCCUGACAAGUUUGAGGUGGCUAAAAAGUUUGGAGUGAAUGAGUUUGUAAACCCCAAAGAUAGCAAUAAACCAAUUCAGCAAGUGCUUGUUGAUUUCACGGAUGGAGGUUUGGAUUACACUUUUGAGUGCAUUGGCAAUGUUAAUACAAUGCGUGCAGCAUUAGAAGCUUGCCAUAAAGGUUGGGGAGUGUCUGUGAUCAUUGGAGUAGCUGCUGCUGGCGAAGAAAUCAGCACCCGUCCCUUCCAGCUGGUCACGGGUCGCACAUGGAAGGGAACAGCUUUUGGAGGGUACAAGAGCCGUGAUAGUGUACCAAAACUAGUGGAUGAAUAUGUAAGCAAGAAAUUACCCUUGGACGAAUUUGUUACACACAAUGUCCCAUUGAAAGAAAUUAAUGAGGCCUUCCAUUUGAUGCAUGCUGGAAAGUCUAUUAGAGCUGUUGUACAUUUU
Molecule: messenger RNA, 1128 nt
Organism: Iphiclides podalirius (scarce swallowtail)
Lineage: Eukaryota; Metazoa; Arthropoda; Insecta; Lepidoptera; Papilionidae
Source: the annotation of a GenBank genome assembly